AUGGCUACUGUUGAAGAGCUUGUGGCUCGCAAAGAGCAAUUGGCAUUGGAGGUCGAGUCUCUACGACAGUCGUUCAAACAGCUUGACGAUGAACUGGCUGAGAUCGAUGAGGAGGUGGAAGAAGACGUUGAAGAAGUCAACCAGGAGCUUUCCCACCACCAGUACUUUGACGAUCUUAUCCAGAGUCUGAUGAGCGAGGGGAUUCGCCAGGUGGAGGACGCGAAACGCGAGUCCAAUAAAGCGAAACGUCAGAAACGUGAGUCGGCAAAAGACCGGUCUGCCGCAGACUACACCGAACUGCAUUCCAAACUCGAACCCGCGAUCCAGCUAGAAAACGCGUACAGACUGGGGGGGAUCACCGGGUUCCCUGUCAAUGACCCACAAGCAAACGGUACCGACAGGUACUUGGGGAUCCGGUUCGACGUGUUUGACCAGGACUCUGCCACAUACGUCGUGCCGCACUAUGUGAUUCUCCGCAGACAACCUAAGAACGAUCAGUGGGAAAUCUUCAAAACCACGGUGCCCAAUUUCAUCCCGCUACACUCGAUCGCCUACGAGUACCUCAACGUCGACCUGAUCAAAUUUGCCAAACGCGUGCGACAGUAUCUGAUCCAGUUCCAGCUCAAGAAAGCCACUUUUCUGCGGCUCAAGGCCCGGCUACAGCCCCCAUCGGGGCUCGACCAUGAUCUCGAUUUCUCCAAGAUCAGCAUCACCCUCAACGAUACCGACGAGGUUGUUCUUAUAUGUGACCUGUUCAGAGUGUCGAAAGUGCAUGCCACGAGCGUCGGACCGCAGCCAUCGGCGGAAUUGCGCCAGCUGGAGAUUCUGUUGGCCGACUCCAAAAUCUACAAUUUUGACCAAAAAUUCCUAGCGGCCGCAAAAAAUAUUUACCCUAGUGUUUACACAUGA
Molecule: messenger RNA, 909 nt
Organism: Ogataea philodendri
Lineage: Eukaryota; Fungi; Ascomycota; Pichiomycetes; Pichiales; Pichiaceae
Exons: 1
Coding region: 1-909 (302 amino acids)
Cellular component (GO): Mis6-Sim4 complex; kinetochore
Source: RefSeq, a predicted model, not a curated record